AUGCUCGAAGUGGUCUGUGACGCCGACUAUGCAGGCCAACGUGACACAAGGAAGAGUGUGAGCUCAGUCCAGAUCUUCCUGGAUGGAUGCCUGCUGGAGAGCUACGUGAAGAGUCAAAGAGCAAUAGCACUCUUGUCAGGGGAGAGUGAAUACGUGGCCAUGGUUGGAGGAUGCAGUGAAGGCCUGUUCCUCAGACAUUGCUGGAAGUUCUUGACCAACGAGGACCUGGACAUGGUGUGCCGCAGCGAAUCAUCUGCAGCCAGGUCUCUGGCAGGCUGCGUUGGUGUCGGACGGACACGCCGCAUUGCAGCGGGCUUGUUGUGGCUCCAGCAAAAGGUGAGCUUGAAGGAGUUGAGGAUCACAGGAAUUCCAACAGCUGUGAACACCAGCGACAUUGGGACCAAGAUCUCAAGUAAGGCCAGGAUGAGUGGCCUGAAGUACUUGAUCAAGAUGGUUGACGGCGAUGACGAGAAGAUCGGCAAGUCCCAUUAUCAGGAGAUAAAGUCAAAGGAGGAGCUCACGAAGAACACAAGAAAGAUGGCGAAGAUGAUGGGUGCAAACGCAAAGGUGGCAUUGUUGAUUGCUUUGUCACUACUACAAGGAGGACAGGGAGCAGAAGCUGAGCACCCAGAGGUUGAAGAAGAGGAGAACGAUGAGGCUUGGUGGAUUCGGCCAUUGAUCACCAUGAUCUGCUUGGCCAGCAUCGGGGCCUUGAGCUUGGCACGGAUGGCCAUUGAAGCUAUGAAGACGUGGUGCCUUGGGAGACGAGUUCAUGGAGAGCCCAUCGAGGAGAAUGAAGAUGAAGGAAGAGUUGAUGAAGUGGCCACGCCGCUUGUGGCAAUCGCCGAACAGGAGGAAAAGUUGAAUGACGCCCGACGAGAUCAAAACCUACAAGCACGUGAAGUGGUCCGCAUGUACAACAUGUGUGCGGAUCUACGCUUUGAGCUCGAGAAUGUGACGAAUGAAAGGGAUGAAGCCAAGAAGAAGCCGGAACAGAAGAUGAGCGAGCAAGGGAGAUGGAAAGAAUGGCAGAAGAUGCCGCAAAGGCAAUUCUCGGCCCAGGACCAGUAUGGUGCGAACAACCUCACAGUGCAGAGGAUCACUCAAGUCCUAGCCCGCCACCAAAUUGGUGCGAAGAACUUGACCGUCAUGCCUGGUGAUGAAUCUCUAUGUUCAGUGGAGUGGGGUAUGAACAUCGUGAAGCUACGGAAGUGUACUCCAGAGGAACGAGCUUUCAAUCCAGUUUUUAAAAUAAAUACUUUGUGUUUGUGCAUCCAACCCUGCCAGAAGAUGGAUGCGUGGAUUGAAGAGGCCAAAUCGACCAAUCCAACUGUUUGA
This is a messenger RNA of Durusdinium trenchii, 1338 nucleotides long. The record is from the annotation of a GenBank genome assembly. Lineage: Eukaryota; Dinophyceae; Suessiales; Symbiodiniaceae.